AUGGCAAACUAUCCAGCUCAGCGAAAGUUGGAUAUCGCAACAUGCCAGCCUGCCCCUCAAACCAUCACGUCCACGCUCACAAUUCGGCCGACGACCACGGUGACGGAAACCAUUCGCCCUCUUGCCGUCACCACCAAAGAGACGUCCACCGUCACGCUACUAGGGAAUCCUGCGGCAGAAUCCACCACCACUCUUACCGCCACAACCACAGUUCUCCUUGGUGCCACCACCAUCAUCGAUACAACAUCGUCUACCCAAUAUGAAGUCUCCAUUAAGACACAAACCCGGAUGGAAACCGAUACCGUGGUCUCAACGACGACGUUGACGACCACGACGACAGUUCCAUGGGCGGUCCAGACUUGUGCCCCUCGAACUCAACGACGCGUUUUCAAAUUUGGGCGUGGUGAUAGCCUUUUCCCUAACAAGUGUUCUUGCUAUCUUACCGCCACGAGUGGCGCUCCGUCUCUGCAGACGGUCACGGAAACCACCACCGAGGGCCUCGCUACGCAAACUAUCUUGGAACAAGGCUCACAGACUCCCACCAUUACCCGGACGGUCACCAUCACCGCGUAUCUGAAUGCUGCUACAGUGUCGGCCGCCGAGGUGACAGAGACGGUUACCGAGGCACGCACGGAAACCAGGCACAGUCUCACCACCGUCGUCGGCACAGAAACGAAGACAGUCACCUCAGCCGAAACGAGAAUAACCACAGAGACAUCCGUAACCAGUACCACUGCUAUUUCCACCGCAACUGCCGAUCCAUGCGCCGAUGCCCAUCGUCUAAGCGUUCCCGCCGGAACAGGCCUCUCAGGGCCAGACAUUGCGUUGUCGUUCAGCAACGAGGGAGGCAAAAGUGAAGAGCAGAUCCUGUCAUGCUGCAGGAGUUGUUUUGGUAAUCCCGGGUGCGUCUUCUUCAGAGUAAGUGACCAACUCUGUGAAGGCUUCGGCGUCCAGGAGAAUGCCACCAACCCCUGCGCCUCAAGUCGAUGUCCUCGGGGUCAACCGGCUCUGCUACAUCAAAGAGUCCAAGAUGGCUACGACUACUUCCUAGGCGAGUGUGGCGUACUGGUAUAA
Clonostachys byssicola is the source of this 1074-nucleotide messenger RNA. NCBI's taxonomy places the organism in Eukaryota, Fungi, Ascomycota, Sordariomycetes, Hypocreales, Bionectriaceae. The record is from the annotation of a GenBank genome assembly.